AUAUUUAUACCUCCUCUGAUAAACAGACGAGCUGCAGCUCCUGCAUACAUGGUGGCUGAAAACAAGUGAGGAAAAAAGACAACAGAACCUUGGGGGGGGGGGGGCUCGGCAGACUCAACCCUCACCGAGGCCAAUCAGAUCAGACGGAAUCGGAAAGCUUUGAGCCACACAGGCUCGGAUAUUGAAUAAUCUGAAGAAAAACACUCCAAGAAGGUGAAGAGGACAGGAAAACAUGCCAGGCUCUGGUGGGGCAGAUCUAAAGGGAGAAGACUUCUCCACCGCCAUCCUGAAGCAGAAACACAGACCAAACAGACUAAUCGUGGACGAAGCGCUAAAUGAAGACAGCAGCAUUGUCAGCCUGUCACAGAACAAAACAGAGGAGCUGCAGCUCUUCCGUGGAGACACGGUGGUGCUGAAGGGACGAAAGCGGAGACAGACUGUGUGCAUCAUCUUGACCGAGGACAGCUGUGGGGAUGAGAGGAUUCGGAUUAACCGAGUUACACGCAAAAACCUGCGUGUUCGGCUAGGUGAUGUGAUCAGCAUCCACGCCUGCCCAGAUAUCAAGUAUGGGAAAAAGAUCCACAUCCUCCCCAUUGACGACACCAUUGAGGGCCUGACCGGGAACCUCUUUGAUGUUUUUAUCAAGCCGUACUUCCUGGAGGCUUACCGGCCUGUACACAAAGGAGACAUCUUUAUGGUGAGGGGGAGCAUGAGGGCAGUGGAGUUCAAGGUGAUAGUUACGGACCCCAGCCCUCACUGCAUCGUUGCUCCAGACACCGUCAUCUACUGCGAAGGAGAGCCAAUCAAAAGAGAGGAUGAAGAGGAGAAUCUGAAUGACGUCGGCUACGACGACAUCGGAGGCUGUCGGAAGCAGCUAGCUCAGAUCAAAGAGAUGGUGGAGCUUCCUCUCAGACACCCAGGGCUCUUCAAGGCUAUAGGGGUUAAGCCACCCAGAGGCAUCCUGCUUUACGGACCUGCAGGAACUGGGAAGACCUUAGUGGCCCGAGCUGUAGCCAAUGAAACCGGGGCCUUUUUCUUCCUCAUCAAUGGUCCGGAGAUCAUGAGCAAGCUGGCAGGAGAGUCAGAAAGCAACCUGAGGAAGGCGUUUGAGGAGGCAGAGAACAACGCUCCCGCCAUCAUCUUCAUCGAUGAGCUGGAUGCCAUCGCACCCAAAAGAGAGAAGACUCAUGGGGAAGUGGAGAGGCGAAUCGUGUCCCAGCUUCUCACCCUGAUGGAUGGCUUGAAGCAAAGAGCUCACGUGGUUGUCAUGGCAGCAACAAACAGACCAAACAGCAUUGACCCAGCUCUAAGACGCUUCGGUAGGUUCGAUCGUGAGAUCGACAUCGGGAUCCCUGAUUCGACCGGAAGACUGGAAAUCCUGCAGAUCCACACCAAAAACAUGAAACUGGCCGAUGACGUCGACCUGGAGAAGAUCGCCUCAGAAACCCAUGGCCACGUAGGCGCUGACCUCGCUGCGUUGUGCUCAGAAGCUGCUCUGCAGGCCAUUAGAAAGAAAAUGGCUCUCAUAGAUCUGGAGGAUGAAACCAUCGACGUGGACCUGCUCAACUCCCUAGCUGUCACCAUGGAUGACUUCCAAUGGGCACUGAGUCAAAGUAACCCAUCAGCUCUGAGAGAGACUGUAGUAGAGGUACCUCAAGUCAACUGGGAGGACAUCGGAGGGCUGGACGAGGUCAAGAGAGAACUUCAAGAGCUUGUUCAGUACCCUGUCGAGUAUCCUGAUAAGUUCCUGAAGUUUGGGAUGACCCCAUCUCGUGGGGUUUUGUUCUACGGGCCUCCAGGUUGUGGGAAAACUCUCCUCGCAAAGGCCAUCGCCAACGAGUGCCAAGCAAACUUUGUAUCAAUCAAAGGACCUGAGAUGCUCACCAUGUGGUUCGGAGAGUCCGAGGCCAACGUCAGAGAUGUCUUUGAUAAGGCCAGACAGGCAGCACCCUGCAUCUUAUUCUUUGAUGAGUUGGACUCCAUCGCUAAAUCCAGGGGAGGCGGGGCUGGGGAUGCAGGUGGUGCCGCUGACAGAGUGAUCAACCAGAUCCUCACGGAGAUGGAUGGCAUGUCAGACAAAAAGAAUGUUUUCAUCAUUGGUGCAACAAACAGACCGGACAUCAUAGACCCGGCCAUCCUGCGACCAGGUCGUCUAGACCAGCUCAUCUACAUCCCACUGCCUGACAAACCUUCCCGCACAGCAAUUCUUAAAGCAAACCUGCGCAAAUCACCUGUUGCAAAAGAUGUGAAUCUGGAAUUCCUGUCUGGGAUCACAGAGGGUUUUUCCGGAGCUGACCUGACAGAGAUCUGCCAGCGGGCCUGUAAACUUGCCAUCCGUGAGGCCAUUGAGGCGGAGAUCAAGGCUGAACGACAGAGGCAGAACCGACCAGGCAUCCCGAUGGAUGAGGACUUCGAUCCCGUCCCGGAGAUCAGGAAGGACCAUUUUGAAGAGGCAAUGCGGUUUGCCCGUCGCUCCGUCAGUGACAACGACAUCCGCAAAUAUGAGAUGUUUGCACAAACUCUGCAGCAGAGCCGGGGAUUUGGAAACUUCAGGUUUCCUUCUGCAACUGGUACCCGGUCUGGAGGUCAGAGGUCAGGUUCUGGAUCAGAGAGGUCGAGCCAGUACAGAGGGGAAGGUGAUGACGAGCUCUACCAAUAAUAACCUACAAGCUGAAAGUAUAACUGAAAAUGAGCUGAAAUGGGAACAUGAUCGAUAUUUGUUCCAGUGAUUUAAUGGAGUAAAACUCUGAAAAAACAUUUUAAUGAUUAUUUCUGAUUACAAUCAGUCACUCUGUGUUUUUCAUUUAGGCUGAACAUGAAAUUAGUCUCCUACAUCUAUCUCCUGCAUGAGCUUCUGAUAGAGAAUAUACGGUGAAAUGCUAGGAUAUGAAAAGCCUGGCUCACUCGCUUGGACUCACCCAUCUUGGCUUACAAUGGGGAAGGCUGUUGUUGGUUUAGCGUCCAGGAAACAGCAUUUAACGUCUUGGUUAGCAGAAGCUAACAUUAGCAUUAGCAACUCAAAAACACAGCAGAAGCUCCUCAAGGCUUGUGUUAUUUGUGUAGAUAAAACAUCAACAUUGCAGGGAAACUGAGUCGGUGGUAGAGUUGCGUUGCUGUUAGCCAAUCAAAGGCUAGAUGUCCAAAUAUCGGGAAAUAAGACUCCUAAUCCUGCUGUCUGCUGCAACAGACUUGUCCAUGCUGAUUCAGGCGCUUCUGAGUGUUCUGCACCUUUAAGGUUUUUAAAAUAACUCUAUCAAGACCUUGAUUUUAUGGUAGUGCCUUUGGUCUACAGGUAACAUUUGGAAAUAUAGCUGGGUCAUAUUUUCAGUAAAUGCAAUAUUUAAUUUAACUGUUAUGAAGGUGAUGUCAGACUCGUAGCAGAAGAGGUAGCCUCACUCUUAUGUCAGAGCCUCUCCACUGACUUCCUGUUAGAUUGAAGUUAUAUUUAAAAUUCUUCUGCUUGCUUUUGUACAGCUGAAUACUAUUCUAACUCAUCUUCUCUUACCCUGAUUCUAGAUGUUAGAUCAUCAGUGCCAUUUAUAUAUAUAUAUAUAUAUAUAUAUAUAUAUAUAUGACAAUUUUUUCAAAUCACUAGCCCUUGGAGAAGAGCUGCUCCAAAAUAAAAUGUGUCUUGUGGGAACAGUUAGGUGCAACAAGCCAGAGCUGCCCCCACAGCUCUAGAUGAGAAGCAGAGCGGUUCUGUCCUCCCUCUUCGCCUUCACCUCCACCACCACCGCGGUGAGAUACAUACUGAAGCACAGGCUUGCAUGCACGCUUUUGCAGAAAAUGUGGACAGGCUGUGUGCGAGGAGCACUCAUCAGUUGUGUGCUUAACCUGCAGCUACUAGCUCUCUCUCUCUCUCUCUCUCACACACACACACACACACACGCACAUGCACACACACCCUUUUUCUUUGUUCAUGUGUUUUAAUAAAGUAGUCAACUGGC
This is a messenger RNA of Nothobranchius furzeri (turquoise killifish), 3947 nucleotides long. RefSeq names its product zgc:136908. Gene Ontology annotation, cellular component: nucleus; cytosol; VCP-NPL4-UFD1 AAA ATPase complex. The record is from RefSeq and is a predicted model, not a curated record. Gene Ontology annotation, molecular function: ATP hydrolysis activity; polyubiquitin modification-dependent protein binding; ATP binding. Lineage: Eukaryota; Metazoa; Chordata; Actinopteri; Cyprinodontiformes; Nothobranchiidae. Gene Ontology annotation, biological process: autophagosome maturation; mitotic spindle disassembly; retrograde protein transport, ER to cytosol.